This is a messenger RNA of Phymastichus coffea, 4175 nucleotides long. RefSeq names its product odorant receptor coreceptor (gene Orco). Gene Ontology annotation, molecular function: olfactory receptor activity; odorant binding. NCBI's taxonomy places the organism in Eukaryota, Metazoa, Arthropoda, Insecta, Hymenoptera, Eulophidae. Gene Ontology annotation, cellular component: plasma membrane. Bases 111 to 1538 code for a protein of 475 amino acids. Gene Ontology annotation, biological process: sensory perception of smell; detection of chemical stimulus involved in sensory perception of smell. The transcript has 9 exons. The record is from RefSeq and is a predicted model, not a curated record.
GCAACGUUGACGAGUGUGUCUUAGCGCGCUGUCGGGUGUGCACAUCAUCUCUGCUUUUUUUUUUUGCUUCUCCGGGGCCGAACGCUGCCAUCGCGAUAUAAGUCUUCAAGAUGAUGAAAAUGAAGCAAGUGGGCCUUGUGGCCGACCUGAUGCCCAACAUCAGGAUCACGCAAGCCGUCGGUCACUGGCUCUUCAACUACUACAGCGAAGGGAUGAGAUUCCCUCAUAAAAUUUACUGCAUGGUGACGCUGUUUCUGAUGCUGUUCCAAUUCGGCACUAUGGCAGUGAAUUUGGUGAAGGAAAUCGACGACGUCGACCAGCUGACGGCGAACACGAUCACGGUGCUGUUCUUCUUGCACCCGAUCGUGAAAGUGAUCUACCUGGCGGCGCGCGCCAAGAUAUUCUACAAGUGCCUGGGCAUCUGGAACAGCCCCAACAGCCAUCCGUUAUUCGCCGAGAGCAACCAGCGCUACCACGCCCUCGCGCUAUCCAAGAUGAGGAAACUUUUGUUCUGCGUUUGCGGCGCCGUCAUAUUCUCCGUGUUGUGCUGGACGGGCAUUACCUUUUUCGAGGACCCCAUUCGCACGAUUCACGAUAAAGAGACCAACGAGACCACCACUAUACCGGUUCCAAGACUGAUGAUCCGCUCCGCGUAUCCGUGGAACGCGAUGGGCGGCGUAGCGCACAUCUUCUCGCUGAUCUAUCAGUUCUAUUAUCUGGCCAUCACAAUGGGUAUCUGCAACAUGUUUGACGUGCUGUUCUGCUCGUUCCUACUGUUCGCCUGCGAGCAGCUGCAGCAUCUCAAGGCCAUUAUGAAGCCACUCAUGGAGCUGAGUGCCACACUGGACACCGUCGUACCCAACAGCGGAGAGCUGUUCAAGGCUGGCAGCGCGGACCACCUGAGGGAAUCGUCGGGUAUCCAACCAAGCAGCAACGGCGAGAACGUGCUCGACGUCGACGUACGCGGCAUAUACAGCAAUCGCCAAGACUUCACGGCGACGUUCAGACCGACCGCCGGCACGACUUUCAACGGGGGCGUCGGUCCGAACGGCCUGACCAAGAAACAGGAGAUGCUCGUGCGGAGUGCCAUCAAGUAUUGGGUCGAGAGACAUAAGCACGUCGUCAGGCUGGUAACAACGGUCGGUGACGCUUACGGCGUUGCUCUUCUGCUUCACAUGUUAACGACUACCAUUACCUUGACUCUACUCGCUUACCAAGCCACGAAAGUGAACGGGGUGAAUGUGUACGCGGCGACGACUAUCGGUUACCUGCUCUACACUCUGGGCCAGGUGUUUCUGUUCUGCAUCUUUGGCAAUCGGCUUAUCGAGGAGAGCUCAUCUGUUAUGGAAGCCGCAUACUCUUGCCACUGGUACGACGGUUCGGAGGAGGCAAAAACUUUCGUACAAAUUGUGUGUCAGCAGUGUCAGAAAGCUAUGUCUAUAUCUGGUGCCAAGUUCUUCACGGUAUCGCUUGAUCUAUUCGCCUCGGUAUUGGGCGCUGUAGUGACAUACUUCAUGGUAUUAGUGCAACUGAAGUAAACGUUGAGAAUUGUCGGAGCGAGUGAACAACAAUAUCGAUUCGACUUUACGACUAGUAGCUACAACUUGGGAUCGCUUCCAUCCAGCAGCUCGCUAUCUUUCGAGAGAGCGAGCCCGCUCGAACUUUGUUAUUUGGGAGAUUGCGCAGCCAGACGAAAACCCAUCGCUCUCCCGCGCUUACUAUCUUUUUCUCUUUCCCUCUCGAUGCGAGGCUGAGGGAGAGAGAGAAGGGGGGAUAUUCGCCGUGUGCUUUUACCUCUUGGGAGACCCGGGCUUGCAUACAUCUUUGGCGAGUAUCGCCGUUUCUCCAAGAAUGCUGUCUAUUUAUUUAUGGCCCGACAUCUAUCUCGCAGGAUUCCUUGUUUUCUCCAAUCAAAACCUUAUUUUACAUUUUUUUCUUUGCUCAAAAAAACAUUUUCAAUCGUUGCCUCUCGUCAAAUUUUAUUCUAUAUUUCAUAUCUUACUCUGGCUAGAGAAUAUUAAACACAAAAUAUCUUUACUUUUUUUUUAAUGUUCGAUACGUAUUUCAUUUAUAGUUUUUUUAUCAAUUUCAUUCACUAUGGUAGCCAGCUGAUGAUCAAACACAUUCCGAGUGUGAUUAUCAGAUAUACAGCCAGAUGAAUGAACUACUGCAAGCGAGUUGUAUAUUCGCCGAUGAAUUACUUCUUACAGAUUACUCAUGUUUAUUUUGAGCUAUCGUUGCCGUGGUUAGCUUACAAUUAUUAUUUAUUUAUUGAUUUACUGUGAAGAGUCAAUAUUGAUUAUUAAUUUCAAAGUAUUAACAUACUUGCAGGGGAAAUAAUACGCUAAACAUAAUUAAAUACAUAAGUAAAUUUGCAUAACAGUUAACAAUGUAUUAUUUUUAAAUGAUUUAUCCAUUGUUGAUUGUUGAGCUUAGUUCAUGAAUACAUAAAGUAAACAGAAAAUUUAAUUUACAUAAUACCUACACUGCAUGAUGCGCUUUUCAACGACUUUAAGACGUUACCUAAACUGGUCAAUUGUUAAUUACAUUAUUUUUUUGUAGCAUUUUAUUUGGACAUCAAAAUAAGCUUUGUGUACGUUUUGAUUGUUUUCUUUUACCUUAAAAUCAUGCGAAUAAGAAAAUUAUUAAAACCUAUAACUGUAAAUAUAUUUCCUAUUAUAUUGGUUACGGUUGAAAGACAAGUAUAUUUUACUAUAAUUAAUAUAAUUUUUUUCUAAAUAUUUAAGAAUUUCUUUUCAAGAAUUUUCCAAAAAAAUAUUUGAUGAAUGUGUAAUAAACUUAAACUAACAAAACAAAUUACAUUAAUACGUAAAAUAUAUGAAUAGAGUUUGUGAAUGAUAAUUUGCAUAGUGUACAUAUAUAUUAUGAUGCUGUAUCUUAUUAAGGUAAUGUAUAAGAAAUUGUAAAUCAAAUCAACUCUUGAAUACCAACUGGAAAUGUUAUUUCUCUUCCUUAUUUUUUAAUCCCACAUCAUUGUUAACUAUUUUCUUUUUUUUUUUUUUUGAAAAAAAUAAUUAAACUCUAUUUAAUCUUUUAGUUAUGUUUGAAAUAAUUUAACUAAGAAACUGCAAAACUACUAAACGAGUGUCUUAAGAUAUUUUAUACUUCAACGUUAAAGAAAUAUUUCAUUUGUUUUACAAUCAAUUAUGAGGAAACUGGAUGUCAAAUAAUUUAGUAAAAAACACUAUGUACCAAAAUAACUUUAAUUUGAUAAAAAUGCAUUGGUAUUUUGGGGUUGAUUUUUGCAGCCAUAUACUUUUUUAAAAAUAUCUGUGAUCACAUUGAAUAUAAAUAUCAAUUCACCAACUUCUGAAAUCACGUUAAUUUUUUACUAUUUUUCAAAAUUAUUUUCCAAUUGAUGCUGUUUCUAUGCAAGAGUAUAGUUUGGAAAAUUUUGAUCAUUUUAUAAUCGAAAUGAUUAUAUAUUGUUAUACGUAUCUGAGUAAAAAAUCGACCAUAAUUUCGCAUUUACUUUGGGUGUUGGUAAUUCAAAUUUCGUAAAGUAAUAAAUCUAGCCAUAUUCUUAACUGAUAACUUUGUUUAUUGCAACGUUUGCAUUUUUUCAAUAAAAUAUUUAGGAUAUUAACACGUUGAGCGAAGCAUGACUCAUUUUGGGCCAUGAAUUUUUUGUAUUAAAUAUUAAAUAUCAAUUAUCCUUUUCUCUCAUUAAUUUGCAGCAUUACAAAAAGCAUGAUUUGUUUAGAAAUAGAUACUGACUUAUACCAAUCUAAUUGGUAAUAAUGUAAUAUUACCGCCUUAUUUGCCUAUAAAAAACAAAAAUACACCAGACUUUUUAGGGCCUUCGUAUUCAACGUUUUAAUUAAUAUCAUUGUAUAAUAAAGUCAAUGCGAUUGUGAGAUCGUUACUAUUUUUUAGAACGACAUAAAAUAUUCAAUGGGAAUAAGUUAUUUCGUUAAAAUUUACCUAAUGUUUUGGUUAUGAUAUACGUUAUUUCCAUAGUAUUGGAUUAAUAUAUCAUAAUAAAAUUACAGAGUAUUUUUGCAAAAAAAAAAAUUUUAAAUGUAGUAGAAAUUGAAUUUUAAAGUGCAAUAAUAUUUUGGUAAUUGGUGUUUCUAAUUUGUUUUCUCUAAUCAGUCUUAUACUGAAUAACAUAAUAAAACAUUAUUCUCUGUAAAUUUGUGUAAAAAUACUAU